AUGAGGUCAUUGUACAAGAAAUUUCCUGAUUUGAAGCCAGUGUAUAGGAGUUGUAUUUAUAAUUCUAAUACAACACUUGAAUUUGAGGAGUGUUGGCAGAGCAUGCUAUGUAGGUUUAAUUUACAAGAUCAUAUAUGGUUAAAGAAGCAGUUUAGGAUACAUGAACACUGGGUGCCUUGUUACUAUCGUGAUACCUUUUUUGCUGGUAUGAGUACGACACAGAGGGGAGAGUCAAUGAAUAAGUAUUUUAAGGGCUUCUUCACAUCUGCAACACCUCUAAAUGAAUUUGUUACCCAAUAUGAAGAGGCUGUGAAGAAAAGAAGAGGAAAAGAAGCUAAGGAAGAUGCUGUCUGCAUCACCUCAUCCCCUACUUGUUUUACAGCUCACAGAAUCGAGAAACAAGCCGCUACUGUUUAUACGACAAAGGUGUUCAAGGUGUUUUCGGAAGAGUGGUAUGCAUGUUUUGGUUUGGAAGCAAAUCAAUGUGAUGAUGAAAUUAUAGAGAAGAGGUACAAGGUCUUUAAGAGAGAUGGGAAUUGA
Molecule: messenger RNA, 540 nt
Organism: Telopea speciosissima
Lineage: Eukaryota; Viridiplantae; Streptophyta; Magnoliopsida; Proteales; Proteaceae
Product: protein FAR1-RELATED SEQUENCE 5-like
Exons: 1
Coding region: 1-540 (179 amino acids)
Biological process (GO): regulation of DNA-templated transcription
Source: RefSeq, a predicted model, not a curated record